GCAUCGCCGUGUUCACCAGCGGUGGUGACUCUCAGGGAAUGAAUGCUGCUGUACGAGCCGUUGUAAGGAUGGGCAUUUAUCUCGGGUGUAGGGUAUACUUCAUUAGAGAAGGCUAUCAGGGUAUGGUGGAUGGCGGAAAGAACAUCGAAGAAGCCACAUGGUCGGCCGUGUCUUGCAUCAUCCACAGGGGCGGUACAGUGAUAGGCUCCGCUCGAUCUCAAGAUUUCAGAGAGCGUCCAGGUCGCCGAAAAGCCGCUAAGAACUUGGUUAAUCUGGGUAUAACCAAUCUAGUGGUGAUCGGCGGAGAUGGCUCUCUCACAGGUGCCAAUCUGUUCAGGGAAGAGUGGUCAGAUCUUCUGAAGGAACUCGUUGCGUCUGGUAAAUAGAGAAAGAAUUGUUUAAAA
Nylanderia fulva is the source of this 404-nucleotide messenger RNA. Lineage: Eukaryota; Metazoa; Arthropoda; Insecta; Hymenoptera; Formicidae. The record is from RefSeq and is a predicted model, not a curated record.